AGCCGGGGCCGUGUCGGUGCUGCUGUAUCCGGAGCCAUGCCCGGGCUGUGGGAGCGGCUGGCGGGCGGCGAGCGGGGCCGCCUGGAGACCUCCGACUGCGAGUCUCUGGGCAGCGCCUCCGGCUCGGAGGGAGAUGCCGAGUACGCCGAGGGUGUCUCGCUGCCGGACAUGGACCUGGAGCUGCUGCACGACCCCGAGGACGAGCAGCUGUGCGCCAGCCUGCUGGACGUGGUGCAGGCGGCGCUGGGCCGGGCCCCGCUGGGCUCCCGGCGCUGCUGGCGGCUCCGGAUGCCGGCGCAGCUGCAGGCGCAGGUGCGGGCGGAGCUGCUGCGCCUGGCGUGCAGCGAGCCCUGCGGGCUGCGCGGGGCCCUGCUGGACCUGUGCGUGGAGCACGGCAAGGCUUGCCACGACGUGGGGCGCAUCGCCGCCGACCCCGCCGACCCCGCCGUGGUGCCCACCUUCCAGCUCACCCUGGUGCUGCGGCUGGACUCGCGCCUCUGGCCCAAGAUCCAGGGACUCUUCGCCUCCGGACCGGCCUUCGCGCCGCUGAAGCUGAGCACGGGCUUCAGGGUGAUGAAGAAGAAGCUGUACAGCUCCGAGCAGCUGCUGAUCGAGGAGUGCUGAUGGAGGAGCAGCCGCUUUCCCAAGCGCUUCGGAAGAGCCGGGCAGAGCGCCUGGCGGCUCCUGGCAGCCGCUGUAGUUUAGGUUAGGCUGGAGUAGGGCUGUAGGUGGAAGUAGUUGGGGCAGGCUGAGCCCCGGUGCCGGGGGACCCCCGGCGUGGAGCAGCCGGGACCCGGCGGAGGCGGCUUGGCGCCCUCGCUGAUGGCGGGAUGCUCCCGGAGGCGGCAGCGGGGCUGCCGGAGGGGUGCCGCUCUCCUGACGGCCGAUCAAUCAUGGGGCUGGUGGUUUUGGUUUUUUUUUAUUUUGUAAACCAGGAUUGUAAUCAAUGGGGUCUCAGGGGGAGGGGGUCUGGAGCAAAGGCAGAGCCCGGCUGGAAUUGUCUUUGCUCACGAGAGGGGCCGGAGGGCAGGACCCCUGGCCCUGACACGCUGGGGGCACUUCGUUGGUUACAGUUUACACUCAUACACUUGAUGUUCAAGUGCGAGAAUUCCUAUGCAAUCGUUGUCGGGUGGUUUUUUUUUACUUUUCUAAUAAAACUUGUCUUGAUUGAU
Ficedula albicollis (Collared flycatcher) is the source of this 1172-nucleotide messenger RNA. RefSeq names its product DNA damage inducible transcript 4 (gene DDIT4). The record is from RefSeq and is a predicted model, not a curated record. Gene Ontology annotation, molecular function: 14-3-3 protein binding. Lineage: Eukaryota; Metazoa; Chordata; Aves; Passeriformes; Muscicapidae. Gene Ontology annotation, cellular component: cytoplasm. Gene Ontology annotation, biological process: apoptotic process; response to hypoxia; negative regulation of TOR signaling.